Molecule: messenger RNA, 996 nt
Organism: Drechmeria coniospora
Lineage: Eukaryota; Fungi; Ascomycota; Sordariomycetes; Hypocreales; Ophiocordycipitaceae
Exons: 2
Coding region: 1-996 (331 amino acids)
Source: RefSeq, a predicted model, not a curated record
AUGUCGUCCACUCUUACCGUCUCUGCAGGAACCCACUCGUCAUCCUCGUCUUCUUGUCAGGAGUCGCCUGUAUCAUGCUAUCUUCUACCAGAACUAAAAGCGUCCGACUGGGUAGACUAUGCAGGUUUUCAUGUCAAUCAGCUGGACGCCAUUCUCAUGGGUUCCUUGGAUCCGAUCUCAGCAGAGGUAGAGGAUUCUUCCAACGCAGAAUUACUCCUCUACGACACACCAGACACAUCGCAGUGUUCUCUUGCGCCUCCCCAGAUAUACCCUAUGUCGGCCCUUGAACAGUUGCCACCUCCUCCUCUGGACGUAUUUGGCAGCAUCACCAGCCAUGCUCUUCGCGACUCAAAUCGAUCAUCAUGCGAUUGUCUGCAGCACCUUGCUGCACUUUUUGUUCAGCUCAAAGAAUAUACGCGCCAAGGUGGCCAAGUCCUCGAUGCUUCCGUUGCCAUCGCCCAUGUGCGCCAGGGCGUCUUAGCCUGGAGACGCCAUCUUCAGUGCACCACUUGCAUCGACUCAGCCGAUGGCGACUCUCUGCUUCUUUCUGUCAUUGAAAUCCGCAUGAUUCUCCCUAUCAUCGAAUCGAUAAACAGUAAACUCGAACUCGGUCGUAACCUCGCUUUCAUCCUACGAGUGGCCCCCCUUGGCGACUUAUGCCAUGCACCCAUGACAUAUGAGCUCGCAGACGAUGAGUCCCGCGCCGUCCUACGUACUCUCCUCUUGCUCAACAUGGGAUUUAUUAUUGAUAUCAUUCAAACGAUCAAGGAGCGCCCCUCGCAGACCAAACUUGCUGGCCAUUCUCCAGCACCCGCCUUUGGACUAUGCACGCCUCAAGCAUCGCCCUCAUCAUUGUUGAGUACUGGAUCUAGUGAUCUUCUGUCAAUUUUAGACACACCAGAGGGGCCUGAAAGCCUUUUUGGACAGUCGUUGCAAAGUCUGAUGGAAUCUGCCAAGAGUCUUCAAACAAAGAUUGCGGGUGAUGGAAUUUCUUAG